Messenger RNA from Periconia digitata, 4165 nucleotides. Lineage: Eukaryota; Fungi; Ascomycota; Dothideomycetes; Pleosporales; Periconiaceae. The record is from the annotation of a GenBank genome assembly.
UGAAUAUACAAAAUCCCUCCUAUCAGGUAGCAGAACCUAUAUACAUCUUCACACCAAGAACAAAAUUGUCCUCAUGGGAGUUAUCGCAACGUGUCUGAGAUACAAGUCCUCUUACGUCUACCCUAACCCUAACCUUACGGUCUCAGACUUGCAUUUCUUCUCCUACAACCCCCCUUCUAAAAUCUAUCUUCAUGUUCACCUGCGCGAGUGAGGUUCUUGGGCCUACUUUCCAUCCCCCCACACUCUCUUCAUGUUGUGUACAUCCACCCCAGCACACACUCACCAACCUCACUUUUUCUUUACUGUAGCAGCGAAAAAACGUGUGAAUUUGCCUCAGUCCUCAUGCAAUCCACCAUGCUCUUGUAUAAGGUGUUGAAUUGCUCUCAUACAUCGCCAUAACCUCAAACUCCAACAAAUAGCAGCGAAGAAGUUCAUACGGUAAGGAGGGCUGCUGAUUUUAGCAUAGGAAACAUGAAGGCCGGUGCUUAGUUCUGACUACAUACUUAGACCUCUCUUGUCUGAGAAGGUUUUUAUCUCCUCGUUAAAAAUAUCCCGACGAAAGUAUUAUUUGCAUAAUGCGAAAGUAUGAAGGUGUUGGAGGAUGAGCAUGUAGCCGGUGUUGUACACAUUGCUAAAGGACUUACAAUACAAGUAACGAAAGAGACAAAGAAAAGAAAAGAACCCCAUUCUGCCGGAACAGAAGCGAAAUGGAUAAGGAAACAAGGCUGCAAUCUCACCGUUGCCAGAUGUCGAGCCUGCGCAAGUGACUUAGUAAACAUAAGGGGGGCUAGCCCACCUCAAGAGGAGGAAGGGUGCUUUUUUCUUUUCAAAAGUCUUCAUGUCGGCGUUGGCAGGUUUGGCGAGAUUGUAAUAAUCUUAUCGAGUAUUUGUGUGUGUGUGUGUAAACUACCUAGGUACUUGAUUGAGUACAUACCUAGGUAUGUAGCUGGGACUGGUCAGCACUCCGCCCCAUUGAUUCUCAGCAUCAGCCCCCAUGCCACGGACACGGAGUCACCGAGCUUACAUAUUGUAUGCAACUAACACAGCCCACUAUCGGGCAAGCUCACUAAAAGACAUUUAGGCUCCUCCUGGUCUUACACUAUAUGCACUGAAUCUUCAAUAUAUUCGUAACCUCCAAACGCUUUCCACAUCGCCUCAACGCUAAAUCAUCGAUCCUCAAAUCAAUUCAGCAAGGUGAAUCAGCAUGGAUCCCCUCACCGCACUAGGCGUCGGCGCAAACGUCAUCCAAGUCGUAGACUGUUCCAUCAAAAUCAUUUCGCAGACUCACCAGAUCUACAAAGCUGCCGAUGGCAUGGCCGAUGAUCUCCGAGACGUGGAAAAACUGGCCACGGACUUAUCCAACCACAAUGCAUUGCUACUAGCUGAUCUGCGGCGUAUUGAUCCCGAGCAGCACUCGUCCUCAGUACUAUUACAGUACGGCGGCGGUAGCAGCAGCAACAGCAACAGCAGCAAUAAUGCCACGACGACGCUUGUUCCCCAGGCGACGCCCCCUACCAGAUCAAUCCAGCUAGAGAACGCAAAUGCAAAUGACCAAGCGCUUGCAGAUCUCUGUCAAGAUUGUAAUUGUAUAGCCAACACGCUUCUGUUCAAGCUCGAAAAAGUGCGGUACAAACCCGGUCUGACGUCGAGGAAGAACGAGUGGAAAGCUGCAGGCAAAGCCAUCCGCUCUGCCUGGGAACAAAAAGAAAUUGAGGCCAUCCAUUCGAGACUCCGCCAGUACCGUGCACAGCUGGAUUCUAGACAGCUGUUGUCUGUGAGGGAACUCAUCACCCGCAGCGCGCAACAACAGGACGGACGCCUCGAAGUGCUCGAUGGCCAAACGAGGAAAAUAAUAGCUGGGUUAAUGCAGAGUCGAGAUGAAGCCACCGCGGACGCAUCCGUCCUCAAAAUGACGCUGAGCAAGCUCUCACAGCUCGUCAUAGCCGAGAACGAGAAGACGCGCAACUUGUUUCCUAUCAUCCGCCACGCGUCCCCACUUGACAUUGUCGUCGCGCAACCGUACGACGACGAUCCAACCGUCUCUAUAUCACGCGCUAAUUCACCUGUCCCGACCAUGUCCAUAUCCGAAGCCGCUGUAUCGGGAAAUAUUGAGCAGCUGCGGAAACUCUUGAAAAACCCCCGCCAACACAUCGACCCAGUCGACGAAGAACUCUCAGCGCUCCAGCUAGCCUGCCUGAAUCAGCAAUGGAAAGCGGCAAAAUGGCUGGCGCAGCGAGGAGCGGAUCCCAACCGAGAGGAUGAGAAGGGGAUGACGCCGCUACAUUUCGCUGUCAAGAGUGGCGAUGCUGCGUUUGUGCGGUUGCUGUUGGAGAAGGGGGCGAACAGGGAGUAUAUGAACGACGAUGGCCGGAAGCCCUUCUUCUAUGCGGACAGGAAUAAUUUUCUGCUUAAUUGGAUCCGAAGGUUUGGUCAUAACGUCGAUGCUAUGGAUCCUGUCACUGGAUUCACGGCCUUGAUCGAGGCGGCUAAAAAAGGCGAUGUGUCGAGUGCAGAAACUAUGAUAGAUCAGGAAGCGAAUGUGGAUGUGCAAUGUGCGAAGAAGAACACGGCUUUGCAUUACGCGUGUGAGUUGGGCAACUUGGACAUCAUCACCUACUUGGUGGGCAAGGGGUGUGCCCUUGAUUUGCAGAACGACACGAAGUGUACGCCUCUUCUGGUUGCCGUGAGAAAAGGCCACAAUUCCGCGGUAAAGAUCCUCAUAUCCGCGGGCGCAAACCUAGAUACCAGCGGCACAGACGACGACCUUAACCCCUUAUUGGCAGCAAUCGAAGCCAAAAACCCGGAAAUUGCCCAUGACCUUAUAACCCACGGUGCAAACCUCGCAACCCGCGAUACCCAUGGCCACCCACCCAUAACGCGCGCCGCUCAAGCCAGACUCGAAACCACCGUUCACACUCUCCUCACCCACGGCGCCGACAUUAACGCGCAAAACACGUCAACCCUAGCGCCCCUCAUCUCUGAAGCCGCAGCCGCCAACCUCCCCGAUCUGAUCGACUACCUCGUCGCGCACGGCGCAACCCUCACAACGCCUGACCACCACCACAACCUCCCCCUCCAAGUAGCAAGCAUGAACAACAGGCCCCUCUGCGUCGCGCGCCUCCUCGCCCACGGCGCAGACCCCAACACCCAAAACUGCUUCGGCUACGGCUCCCUCCACGAAUGCGCCGACCGCAACUUCGCCGACAUCACUGAACUCUUACUCGCUAAGGACGCCGACACCGAACUCCGUGUGACGGUCGAAAACGGCCAUUAUACGCCGCUGCAGUUCGCGAGUAUGCAUGGGCAUGAGGCGUGUGUGCGGGUGUUGCUGGCGCAUGGGGCGAAUCUCAACGCGGGGAAUCGCGAUGGGUGGACGCCGUUGGCGGAGUCGUGUUAUCAUGGCCGGGUUGCGGUUGUGGAGUUGCUGCUCAAGGCUGGGGCUGACGAGACGAUUACGUGUGCUAGUGGGAUUACGCCGUUGCAAAGGGCGAUUGCUGAUGGGAGGACCGAGUGUGUGGAGCUGAUCCAGAAGUAUCGCGGGUGAAUGUCGUGGUUGUUGGUUCCUUAAGUAUCUACUAUUGUCUAUAUUUCCAUCUAGUCGGGUGGAGCCACCUAAGUCGGCAUUGUUAUCAAGUAUCAUGUCAUGUCUAGAAACACUAACAUCCAGAUCCGAGCCUAGGUAUGCGACCGUUCUCAUCGUGUUUGUCUCUGGUAGUAAUGAGACGCGGCCUCUAGAAGGUGCAUAAGAGAGAGUGCUUGCUCGGCGAGCGCUGAAUCGUCAGGGACAUCAAAAGCUUUAUGGAUCAAAUUCUAGUAGUUUGUAAUACAAGAACCUCAAACUAGCACUUGAAUCCUACAUGUUCCUUCUGUGAAUCUUGGCCUAUAGCGGCUCGAUGACCUCUCACCCUCUGUACGUAGAAGAAACAAGCAUGUAUAUUGCUUGUUUGGGGCGCUGACGUCUGAAUAUCACGUCCUAGCCCUCAAAGGGGAUGCCCCCCGAUCCCUGCUCUUUGCUUGUUGCAAGAAGCUUGUGCGAAGGCAUUUCUUCGUGUGAAUUUUUGGUAAUCGUUUAUUUUUAUUUUUUGGGAGGGGCGGUUUGCUCUUAUCGUUGUAACUAUCGCUGUGUGUAGGAUCCUCCAAACUCAAACUUAGAAUUUGUCUAUGU